Molecule: messenger RNA, 4981 nt
Organism: Bombus huntii
Lineage: Eukaryota; Metazoa; Arthropoda; Insecta; Hymenoptera; Apidae
Product: cilia- and flagella-associated protein 65-like
Exons: 18
Coding region: 860-4861 (1333 amino acids)
Source: RefSeq, a predicted model, not a curated record
CUAAAUCCUUAAAGGAAUAUCUAUAUGAAAUAAGGAAUUCCAAGAAUUAUCGUUAAAUGUUUUCCACAAAAUCGUUUGGAUUUACUGUCCUCACGGAUACGUCAUUCCCAUAUCAAAACAAAACGAAUGUGUUCCUGUGCAUUCGAGAGAAAUCAUGAGAUCCGAGUUCGAGAUCGCGAUCGAGAUUGACAAUCUCGAUCUGAUACAUUUCAAAUGAAAAUAUAUGCAUCGUUGGGCAAAUAUCAUUUUUGUGUUUGCAACUGAGAGGAAUAAAUUUUUGAGGAUUCUUCACGGUAGAUAACGAUUAUUGUAAAAUAAGAAUAAAAUGAAAAUAAUUAAACUUGAUUAUGGAGACGUGGAAAUUGGUAAAACGGCAAUAAAGACGAUAGAGAUAUGGAAUGAAUCUUACGUAAGUAUGUUUGGUAUCUAAUUAUUAAGCAGACUUUUAGGCAAUUAUGUGAAAUUUGAAGCUGCAUAAAUGCACAGAAUACGUUUAGUAUGCAAAAAUAUGUAAAGUAUUCAAAGUAAAAUACCUGUUAUAAUAUUUAAUAAAUAAAACAUCCUUACUUUUAUUCCAUUUUUUUAGUUUAUAAAAUAAUGAAUAAAAUAAAAAUUUGAAUUUGCAUAAAUAUUUGUAGUUUAAUAAUUAAUAGACUGCGAAUUUUCAUACAUGUAUGCGAAAUUUAAAGUUGCAUAAAUGCACAAAAUACAUUUAAUGUGCAAAAAAUGUAUAAAAUAUUCAAAGUUAUAGUUAGUGUUGUUAUUAUAGUGUUAUAGUUAUUAUAAUCUGUGAUAAUACUAUAAUCUGUAAUUAUAAAUGAUAAUUAUAAGGUAGUCUAUCUAUCUCUUAUAAAUUUCGAUGAUCUUUGGAUGGCUUGUCAAGAAGGAACAAGUAUAUCAAGUCCAAAGAGAUCCGAUUACGAAUCCUUUAGAUCAUGUAUUUCAUUUACGUUCUUAUACUUGGACUCUAGCCUCCGAUGAAAAAUAUAUAUGCGAGAUACGUUAUCAGCCACUUGUUGCAUUUUCUAAAAAUGUUGAUUAUUUCGUAAUUAUAGAUACUAGUAUGGAAUGUACGAAAAUUAUUACUUAUGGAUGUAGUAUCGGCCCUGAAGUAACUUGUUCAACAACGAAGAUCUUUAUGAAUUGCACAAUACAGAAACCAGAAGUUAAAAGGCGAAUUAGAUUAACAAAUAAUUCUAAAGUUGCUGCGACCUUUAUGUUCAAUAUAGAUGAAAAAUGUAAGCCUUUCCAGAUAGACGCAAAAUACGGCAUUAUUAAUCCUUGUUCUCGUAAAUAUAUUACAAUUACGUUUACAUCGACAAGGGAGGGAAGAUACACUUAUUACUUGGUUGCUCUAAUUUUAUAUCAAGAACCAAUUAUUAUAGAAUUAUAUGGCUCGUGUAGUGCAUUAUCUUUUAAGACAUAUUCUGAUGCUAUUACCUAUCCUUUGAAAAGUAAAGGUGGUUUCAAGGGAUAUAUGAGAGAUGGUACUGAUACAUUAGGAGAUAUUCCUCCAAUAUCUUUAUCAAAGCAUUAUUUCAAUCUUGGACAAACUGAUGUGGAUGUAGAAAAUCUUAUUCAGACAAUACCUCAUUCAAUAUGUCUCACAAAUCAUAAUCAUUCCAAUUUAUUAAUUACCUGGGAGAAAGAUACAGAUGAAAUUUUUAAUAUAACACCUUCUGAGAUGUUAGUUUGUGCACAUCAGUCUGCUUUAUUUGAACUUACAUUUAAUCCUAAUACAAAAAGUAAUCUUUAUGGAAGAAAGAUCAUUUGUUCUGUUCUUUUGGAACAUAAAAAGCACUCUACUUUCCCAUUUGUUACAUCUGUGACAGUGAUAGGUCACUCCUUUCCUGUCAUAUCGAAUGGAUGGAUUCCACAGUAUGAAAUACCUCAAACUGUAAUAAUGCCACCAUGUAUGCCAUCAUAUCCAGUUUAUACCACUUUCCUGAUUAAAAGAUUUGGACAUUUACCUCUCAUGUUUCAAUUUGUUUCACCAUCAGCAAGUCAUUUUCUUGUAAAACCAAUGCUUGGUGUAAUUUAUCAGGAUUAUGAAAUAAUUGUAGUUGAAAUGACACCUAAACCCCAAGAUGAACAGAUUUAUAUAGAAAGAUGGACAGUAUACUUUAAUGGGAAUAUGAAAAAUGAAUAUUACAUAGAUUUUAAAGGAUAUGCAGAGAAUGCAAAUGUUGUUUUUGACAAUAAUAAUGUUUUAAGUUUUCCACCAGUUAUGCUAGGUUGUCAACAGUUUCUACAACUUGCAAUGCGAAAUGUAACGCGUCAUACAAUAAAGUAUCAAUUUUACCAGUUGCCACCUGAACUUAAUAUACAGUACAUAAGCGGAGAAAUCGAUGCAAAUGAUACUUUAUAUCAAGAAUGUUCCUUUUCUCCAGAUGAACCAAAUAUAGACUAUGAUUUUGAGGUACAAUGUAUUUUAAAUAUUGUAAAAAAGGGAGUACCUAUUGGGUCAAAAUAUAGUGUAAUUCUAUGUGUUCGUGGAAGUAGCAAAAUUGGGUCAUUAAAGGCAACUCCGAACGAAUUAUAUUUCAAAGAAUUAGAAUAUAACAAUACCAAGACAUUACAUUUUGAUCUUAUUAAUUCUAGUUUAGUAGAUAUUUAUUAUAAAUUAAUUUGUACACAUCGUAAUUGGCCACUUGGAAAUAUUGAGGAAGAUGUUAAAUUACAUCCAGCAUCAGAAACGAUUUUCUCAGGAUCACAUAAAAGGAUUACAGUUUCUAUCACUCCACAUACAGCAGUAUAUUAUGAAUUUGCAAUUCGAUAUUUGAUAAGAGUUAAUUUUCGAUCAGAUGCAUUAAUAGCUAGACAAAAACCAGUGUGGAUUUGCAAUGUAUACUGCAUGUGUAUUUUGCCUACGUUAAAAGUGCAGAAUAUAUGCGCUUUUGGAUAUAAUCAGCAUUGUACAAUUCAUAUAAGCAAACAAUUUUUAUGGAAGAGACUGCAUGUAAAUAGAUUAAACAAAAUCUUGGAAAACAUAUUACCAAAAGAAAGAAAAUCCAUAAAUAUUGAUCUUUUUCCAAUGUUCCAAUGCAAUAAAGGAGUAAUAUUGAUAGAAUGGAUUAUGAUAAAUCCUUCAUCAUUUCCUAUUACACUGGCUUUAAAAAGAAUCAAAAACUGUUCUUGUAAACCUGUUAUAAAGACAUUUGGUUAUUUGCUUCAGCAUACGGAAACUGACUGUAUACAUACAAAUCUCUGUACAGUAAACAUGAGAUCUAAAACACUACGUGUACGACUUUUUUUAUGUCAACUAGCUAUUUAUACAAGGUGCAUUACUAAAUUGAAUGUAUAUAAAAGAGUAAUAUUAAUUGAUAUUUUACAGCCAAAAGAAGAAACUGUGAUUGGUAUGAAGAUACAUUAUACGUUAAUCGGGAAAACGGCAAUAUGUUGGGAAUUAGAUAUUGGACAUGAUCGUUAUGUUAUGUUAAACGUAGUCAUUAAUUGUUUAGCCGAGUCUCAGUCACAAGAUAAUUUCUUAAGCACUGCAUCCGUAAAUUUCGGACGAACUUAUUUUGGAAACAAAGGGAUAAUGUAUAGGGUAAAUUGGAUAUACAAUAUUACAAAUAAUGAUUUACCGUAUUCGAUAGAUAUUAAUAACAUCUGCAAAGUGAAUAAAGAUUAUCAUUAUGAAGUAUUUUCAUGUUUAACACAAUGUGGUGUUAUAAAGACUGGAACAGCUAUACCUCUUCUUUUGAAGUUCCAACCAAGAAUGUUUGGUAGAUAUAAGGUAAUAGUUCCAAUAACUAUGGGUGAUAAAACAGAAGAAUUGACAAUGGAAGGAGAGUCAACUUUUGAUUUUAGAUUAGCCAGUUAUGCGAGAACUAUACCAUCUUAUUGUGCUUGUAAAACUUCACUAUUUCCUGCAUAUUUCAGUAUUGACUGCAUCGAUGUGUGGUUUCUACCUAUGCAUAAUGUUAUUGUCAGAAUGCUUUUAGUUUAUAACAAUUUAGAUUUCGAUGCACUCGCUUACGAGUGGAUAUGUCAAGACAUACCAGAGAUACUGUACAUCGACAUAUUUCCUCGGAAGGGUAUACUGCAUCCAAAGGCAGUGCAGAGUUUUAGAAUAAAAAUCUACACUAAAGGAUAUCCUUGUCGAAUCGAUGUUCAUAUACCUUGUAUAUUUUUUAACGCUAGUAAAAGGCGAAUAUAUCAAAGAAGCAUUAUCAAACAUGCUAUUCUAAGUCAAGAAUUAGCAGGACAAUUUACCAUUACAGAAAAAGGCACUUAUGUCCCAAAACCGUGGAUAAAAAUACUCAAUAAACCUGAUGUAUACUACAAAACAUUGAGUUUACGUUGUAGUGUAUGUACUGUAGAAGAUGAAUCUACAAAAGUCAGUUUAUUAAACGAAUUAAAAGCUUCUCCAGCAAAUGUAAUUUAUUUUGAUGAUAGUAAAAAAUGCAAUGUUAUAGACGAGAAAGAGCUUUGUAUAGUGAAAUUUAUUUUAGAAGGCUUACUAUGGGAUAUUGUCAAUAGUAAAAGAUUUAAAAAAACAGUUGACAGUCUAAUUCCUAACAGAAAUUUGUAUUAUACCCAAUUUAUGAUGGAUAUUUCGGAGCGAAAGAGAUUAAUACGGAGGUCAUAUAUAUCACCGCCAUUAACGUUUAUUGAUUCAUUACUAGAGCAAAUGUUAUUUUCUAUAAUACACGAUGAAUUUUCCUUGAAAACUACGCAUUUGAUUCCCAAUGAAGAUAUACGGCAUCGUAACUAUCUUAAAAUGUUACCCAAACAAAAAAGAACUGAUUUGGAAAAUGAGUUAGAAGAAGAUAGACAUGAUGAAUCUAAUGAUGAAGAUAAUAACGAUGUGGAUUACCAAUAUUUGAGGACUGGAUUUAGGGUAUCUUUUGUAUAAUGAUUACAAAAAAAAUAUCUCCAUUUAUAUACAAGUACAUAAAGUAUUUGGCAUCAACUAAUUUUGUUCUCAAAUGGAUCUGGAAUGCGUUUAAAUACAGCCAAAAAUUUAUCUCCUUUA